This is a messenger RNA of Anopheles stephensi (Asian malaria mosquito), 2519 nucleotides long. RefSeq lists its product as uncharacterized. The record is from RefSeq and is a predicted model, not a curated record. NCBI's taxonomy places the organism in Eukaryota, Metazoa, Arthropoda, Insecta, Diptera, Culicidae. The transcript is spliced from 3 exons. Bases 588 to 2234 code for a protein of 548 amino acids.
UUAUGCUCAAGCUGUCCGCAAUCUUCCAAAAUACCUUCUCGUCUAGCCGAGAGCACGCACCAAUAGACAAUCUAAUCGGCGAUACUUGAGCGUCCAGUUCGCUUCGUCCAAAGUGGUUCUACUAGAAAACACUCGUAUUCGAAGGGGCCUCAUCUUCCUGAACCGUUUUUUUUUUGGCAGUGAUCGAAUAUUGGCGUGCAAGAAUAUCCGUUCUGUGGGCGCUUCUCGUCCAAUUGCGUCUCAAGCAUUGGGUCUUGAUGUCUCUCCAUACGUCUGAAACCACCGUUCCACCGUUACUCGAAGCAACUGUCAAAUUUCAUUCCAGACUGCUGCGAUGAUGUCCACUGGACGGCGAAGCCUCCUAGAUGCAUUCGCACACGCGCGCUAACUUCAGUGUGUAGCCUCAUUUUUUUUUGCGUCGCCAGAAUCAACUGCUUAUCCAAAAUCCUACCUCGGACGAAAGCCGGUGGCCCCAAAAAAACCGGUGUGUUUACAUAGAUGGCGACGCAACGGACGGAAAUGUAUGGCGAAAAAGCCGAAGAAGAGUAGCGGUGAAAACUCAUCCCGAAAAUCGGCAUCGGGAACGGAUGACGAAUGUGUUCGAUCUCGAUAUAAACGAAGAACAGUGCGCGCCCGUACCACAUUCGCACACCGUACGACCCGUUGGACAGAGUGCGCGCGAGAGAGAGAGAGAGAGAGAGAGAGAGAGCAAAAGUGAGAAAGAACUCGCACGCGCAUAUAGAACGUCCACUAUGAAGGCGUUUACACUAGCUUUACUGGUGCUCGGCACCAUCCAGAUAUCGACAGCAUUUCCACGGCCCGACUUUGGCAUCAAUGUACCGGUGUACGGUAGUGACAGCGUUGCGCUUACCGCACAGGAAAGCGGCGCCCUGGUAGACAAAGUGAACGACAAUCUGGACGUGACGCUGUCCUCCGGCUACGCACUGCUCACCACCAUCAAGACGCAGCUGGUCGGUAUUGCGAACGAUUUCACCACCGCGGGACUCGCGCUGACCAGUGCGAUCGAUGCACUAGCCACCAGCACCGGGCCACUGGACGAUGCGUUCGGUGCAUUCAUUACGGCCCGCAACGGAUUCAGCAUAUUCCUAAACACCCAGCUCAGCCCCUACUUCAGUGCGCUGGACAGCAAUCUGGACAACUCCAUCACCACCAUGCUAAAGGACGCGCUAACCGAUGUGUUCGUUGAACUAGGGACGCUCAAUUCGCUGCUGAGCGACCUUCAGCUGAAGCUUCGAGCAGCCGUAGCUGCGGCCGGCUCUAACGCACCCUCCAAAACGAUCCUGCGCAAGUUCGUACCGACCGCACUGACGUCCGACAUCGCCAAGAGCGUGAUAUCGCUGAAGGCACUGUUCCCGCUCGUCACGUACAUUGUGGCCAACUCGAUCGAAAACCUGAAGGUGGCGGACGAUUACAUCAUCGACGCGGGUACGGUCGCCACCAACGCACUGGACGGCGUCAACAAGGGUCUGGAAGCGCUCGAAGCCGAAAUCCAGCAGUACGGUGUCGAUACGGCCCAGAUCACGGCCCUGCUUGCGCCGGUGAUUGCGAUAAAUCUGGACAUGUCCAGCCUGGACCUGUCCGGCAUUCCGCCGAUCGAAAGCGAAAUCAACGAGUACAGGGAAACGUACACGACCGAGGUGUCGUCCACCAUCGCCGCGCUCCAGGAGAUCUACGAAGAGUACAAGACGGCCAUACCGCUCGUAUCGGACGGGCUCGCUGCAUUCUACAGUGCCAAGGCGUGCGACCACCUCUACCGGCUCGUGCUGGUGCUGAUCUCGAACGGCAAGUACGCGGACUACUGCUACAGCAAGUACAGCCCGCGCACGUUCGCACUGUUCGAGGAGCAUGCGCGCGAAGCGAACCGGUGCGUCGAUCUGGAGAUUACGCGGCUGCUGAAGCUGCAGGAGACGCUGCUCGCCAUCGCCAAGCUGCUGGUGUUUAACAUCGAGGACCUGCUGGCCGAUAUCAAGAUCUGCGUCAAAUCGCCGGCGCUGUGCAACGUCGAGCAUGUCGAGUCAGCGUUCCACGCGGUGCACGAGUCCGCGCUGGCCCACCAGGUCUCGAUGAAGAACAUCGUCAAGGCCGAAACGGUGGCCAGCCUGAAGCGGGUAAGUACGUGCUUCAGCACCUCCAAGUAUUUGCUCGUGCUGGACACCAAUGCGAUGGUGACGGAAAUCAACAGCUGCGCAGCGGAUGGACCUACUGCGACGUAAGCGCCGGGUCCCGUGCGGCAUAAGCAUAACGGUCGGCGUGGCGGGCCACCAACAAACGAGAUGAAGCAUCGAUUCUGAACGUGCCGGACCUUUACAAGCAGCCACAGCAACGUGCGUACUCCCACAGACUUAGACGCAGGGGGGGGGGGGGCAAUAACAGCAGCAAGCAAAACAAAACAAAACAAAAAAAAAGCGCGCGGUCUAAAUUCUUCCGAAAAUUUCCAUUCUCAAUAAACGCACACGCCAGACGUGCGCUGUUGACGCAGAUGUGUUGAUGCAGCUGAA